This is a messenger RNA of Populus euphratica (Euphrates poplar), 1958 nucleotides long. RefSeq names its product protein cornichon homolog 1-like. NCBI's taxonomy places the organism in Eukaryota, Viridiplantae, Streptophyta, Magnoliopsida, Malpighiales, Salicaceae. Gene Ontology annotation, biological process: vesicle-mediated transport. Bases 195 to 647 code for a protein of 150 amino acids. The transcript has 4 exons. The record is from RefSeq and is a predicted model, not a curated record.
CGAAAAACGCUCUCCAGAGUUCCCUCUCUUUACACUCUCCCUCCAUCAUCCCUUUGCUUGCCUUUUUUUUUUUGUGUCCCCCACAAUAAAAAUCAAACCGAAAAACCCCACGCUGCUCUCUCUCUCUCUCUCGGAUUCUUUGCCACUCUCUCACUCACUCACUAAGAAGUGCGGAAGAAAGGAGGAAGCAAAAAAUGAUUUUGAAUUUGAUUUUCUGGAUCCUCUGUUUACUCAUCAACUUCGGCCUCCUCGCCAUCGUCUUCUACGCGCUUUUAUGCUUAACGGACUUGGAGGUUGACCAAAUGGAUCCGUUCGUGGCGACGGCUAACAUCAACAGGUGGAUACUGCCUGAGUUUGUUUUGCAAGCUGUACUCAGCCUUCUUUUGCUCUUGACAGGCCACUGGAUCUUGUUUUUGUUGGCAGUUCCUCUUACCUGCUAUCAUGCUAUGCUGUUUAUUAGACGGCAACAUCUUAUUGAUGUCACUGAAGUUUUCCGAAAUCUCAACACUGACAAGAAGCGUAGGAUGAUCAAGCUUGGUGUAUACAUGAUCUUCUUCACAAUUUUUAUAUUUAGAAUUGGUGCAGGAAUCUUAGCACUAUUCAAAUCUGAAGACUUAGAUAUCCGCUCAUCUUUUUUUGAGUUCUAGAAACUUACCAUUAUAUGCUUGGAUGGUUAAUUCUUUUUAGUGCUUUGAAAUAGGAUAGCAAUUAAUCAUGAGUGCUCCCAGGUUUAUGUUUUUGUAGUUUUGCUUUUUUUCAGAAAAAAGUAAUGCUGGCAUAAAGUGUUUUAUUCUAUUUUUUUUUCUGUACCAUUUCUUUUUCUACACUUUACAUACAAUUGUGCAUAAAAUUGAUAAUAGCUUUCCUCUUGUACAGUAAGUAGUUCAUGUACUAUAUAUAAUGAAGAAGGCAGUUCCAUUUGUGAAGUAUCUUAAGUUCCUACUUUAGCCAAAUCACUUACUAUCAUUGUUAAAACAUUGACAUAAUAGUUCAGGGCACUUGAUGCUGCUAUGUAGACUUUUCCCUUUGAGCUCUCCUUGGUCAUGCUUUGGUAAGAGGCUAGGAUUGUAUAUCAACGGUUUUGUAAUUGAUACAUUGAUAAACAUCUCAUAUGCAGUAGAGGACAUAAGCAUGUUAAGGGCAUGUAAUAUGCAUUUGAUGGUAAUCUGUUUUUGGCUUUGAUUUUUCACUAGAUAACCGUGAUUGUAUAUUAAUAGAUGACAUGAUUAAAAAGGAGUAUUUUAACCUCACAUCAGAAUAUUUAAAAAACCAUUACAAGUGGCAUUUAUGAACCACGCUGUGGUUUUGUGCCCUCGUUUGGCAAGAUUAGCCAUGUGAGUGGGUCUGAUCAGUCAUUGUGAAAUGCUAUGAGUGUUGUGGAUCUGACCAUGUUCAAAGGUUUUAUGUAUUGGAAAGGCUUACCUAUUACCAAGCUUUUUAGAAUAUCUAAGAAUAUUGAAAACAUUCAGAUUCAGAUACUCGAUAUUAAGGAACUCAAAAUUGCUUGUGUCUGAUGUGGCUUAACUUGUAGCAAUAGGGUGUAAGCCUCAUGUUCUGGUGAGGUUUUAGGAGGGAGGGGGUAUUUGCAAGGUGUAGGAUUUAAAGGUGAGUACAACAGGGCCAAUCAGGAUAUGAUACGGCCUCCAGGAUCCAUCUUGGGGGUGUAGCGUGCAUCUGAGCUGGCAUGUUAUGUUUGAAUAAGAGGGUGUUCUCUCUUUAACUACAGUUUCCAUUUUUUUUUCUCUUAGUAAACCUGUUUGCAAGGUUCUCUUUUACUUGCUUUAGGUUCCAAGAUAUUUGCUGACUAUUUUGAAUUUCACGUGGAUUCUGUGGGAAGGCUUUUCCUUUGUGAAGGGGUGGGGGGUACUAUUUUGUGUCCAUUUAACCAUGGACUGUAGUUCUCUGCCUUUCUGAAGGACCUUGGGCUCUCUCCCCCCUAUGCUUACAAUAAAUUCUUC